UUACUUAAUUUCCACUAAUUUACUCAAUUCAAAGUUACUAAAAUAAAAAAACAUUUCAUGAAUGAAAGUAGCAGGAAGAUAUCUAGAGAAAACUUUAUAGAGAAUAUUUUCAACUUGAUUAAACAAUUUUCUUCGCUGACCAGCUUUUUCCAAGCGAUACUUAAUCAUUCCUGCGUACAGAGGAAACUUGGCCGCCAUUUUGUCGUCAAACUUGUCUUCAUCUCCAUCCUUGAACCUCAGCGCCAUUUUGUGAUAAGAUCUGUGGAGUAUAUCAAACAAGGAAAAUCCAGCCAUUAUUCCAUAAAUGUAAAAGCCAGCCGCCAUCAGCUUCACAAUAUGCUUCUUCAUGACCUCAAGGCACUUUUCUUUGUCUCCAUAGGUAUCAAUCGGUAAUUUGCCAUAUAUAUGUUUGCUCACAAUAUUAACAUCACAACCUGCAUCCAGAAGAUCUUGAAGACUAGACUCGGGAUCAACUGGGUCAUCCUCCAUGCACCAAGGCUC
This is a messenger RNA of Cotesia congregata, 501 nucleotides long. NCBI's taxonomy places the organism in Eukaryota, Metazoa, Arthropoda, Insecta, Hymenoptera, Braconidae. The record is from the annotation of a GenBank genome assembly.